This is a messenger RNA of Scaptodrosophila lebanonensis, 2700 nucleotides long. RefSeq names its product N-alpha-acetyltransferase 35, NatC auxiliary subunit homolog (gene Naa35). Gene Ontology annotation, cellular component: NatC complex. The transcript is spliced from 6 exons. NCBI's taxonomy places the organism in Eukaryota, Metazoa, Arthropoda, Insecta, Diptera, Drosophilidae. The coding region runs from base 200 to 2572 and encodes 790 amino acids. The record is from RefSeq and is a predicted model, not a curated record. Gene Ontology annotation, biological process: N-terminal peptidyl-methionine acetylation.
AUGUACGUGCAUUUAAUAAACUUCUCUGCAGAAAUUGGAGCCUGGAUUCUUUCUUACUGAGAGGGCUGUUUGGUUCCAUUGCAUAUCUUUGUGAAGAAAGUAACGCCAUUAUUUUCUGUCAAAUUUGAAAAGCAAAUUCAUCAACCGGUACCCACACUUUUAAUAAAAAUUAACCCAUAAUCACCAGCAUUGGUUGAAAAUGAAGGGUGUUGGCGAACCCACUGAUUUUCAAGCAGCGGCUGCGGCAACUGCCACAGCUGCUGCCGCUGCCACCGCAGGAUGCGCGGCCGCAAAAGCGCACGGCGAAACGCCAGCAGAUGUAGAGAACUGCGAAACUGACCAGGAUUGGAACGUGGGUAACUGUGGAUUCAUGGACACUGAUUGGCAGCAGAAAAUACGCAGCAAUAGUGCUGCCGAGGAUAUAACCCAAUUCCCGCUCUAUGCUUGGGUCAAUGUAACGAAAGAUUUCCACAAUGCCUGCAGUGAAUUAGUUCCUGGUGAGUUGGCCCAAGACAUGCUCUUUGGCUUGUUCGAAGCUAUGUCAGCGAUUGAAAUAAUGGAUCCCAAAAUGGAUGUGGGCAUGGGUUUUGACAAGUACGACUUGCCGCCGCCCUCGUUUGAAGCGGCAGUUACCAUGGGUGCCAUUAAGCUGGACGAUCUAACUUCUGCGGAAUUGAUUGGUAUUUUUGAUGCCCUGUUUGCUUGCGUGGUAUCUUGGCUUGAGGGAAACUCAAUGGAUCAAGUGCUAUUUACCUGCCUUUAUUUGCACGCGCCGUCUAAAAUAAAGGAUAAAGCUUUGCGUGUAUUCUGUACUAGUGUGCGUAAUCUUAUUGUCAUCAUUAAGAAUAUUAUAGUCACUGCCGGCGUAAAUGAGGAGGAGGACUUUCAGCUGUAUGGAAAUUCUGCGUUGCUAGCAGCGGAAAAAGCGCAACCUUCAGCUAUAACAGGUUUACUAAAGGAAGUGGAGGACGAGCUUGUGCGAAAAUGUAAACAGCUAACAGCACCAGAAGAUCUCAUGGCCGUUGUGCAUAGACUCCGUUUUAUGCGUCACUUGUAUCAGGCCAUCUAUCAAGUGGAGCUGCUAUCAGUCGCAGAAUCGGCCGAGGAAGGCGUUAAUGAGAUUUACAAAAGUCUUAAUGUAGCUGCCGAGCUCUUGCCGCUUAUACGUCGCACUAUCGAUCGAGGCACACAGCCUGUAGAGGGUUCUGAUACUCCAAAUCCCAUGGGCUUCUCGCCACGUAUACACGAUCGGAGUCAACCGCCCACGUUUCCUCGCAGCAUCAAAAUACGUGAACGACCCGCAAGCUUUCAGUUUCUUGAGGAAAUGGUGGGUCGAUUCAAAUACGCCUGCAAAGUAAUACGCCAUCGAGAUUAUUAUUCAGCACUAAAUUUUUUUAUCGAGUACAGCCGCAAGUCAGGUCAGUGCAUACUUUCGCGAAGCUUUCUGCAGAACCUUUUCACUACAGGAAUUCGCUUGGUCCAUGGCAAACAGUCGAUGAAGCAGUUUCUUAAAUACUCUGUGCAGAUAUUUAACUCUCCGCCCGUGCUAAAUCCAAAACAUCCUGUCGCAAACGAUCCUAAAGUGCAACAACAUCUGGACACAUUCUUCCGCUACUGCAUCAAUAUGAAUACAUUCACGCAGUUUAUUCGCAUCUGUGGAUUUAAUCGUGCACGCCAGCGCGACAAAUUAGCGCGGCUAAUUGAGAACUUUGAUACCAUACAAGUAGAUGCGGCGAGACUAGACUCCUUGAUGAAUCUGAUGGCCAAUGAGCGAGCGCUUGAGGGCAAUGAACUACAUGCCACGGCGCUGAAGCACAGCACACAUUUUUCCACGUGGGUGCUUUACAACUGUUUCCGCGCCAUGCUCAUCUUUCUCAUGUCCGGCUUUGAGUUGGAACUGUAUGCUGUACAUGAGUUUCUCUAUAUUUACUGGUAUCCAUAUGAGUUUCUUGUGGGCUUUCUCGUCUCGGCUCUAACACGCACUGAAAACAUAUUGUUGGCCCAGGAAGAGUACGCAGAGCACCAGAGUAAAAUCCAAGUCAAUGGCGGAGGUGGAGGAGCUGGCAAAAAUCGUAAGCCGGCUAAACCAAAGAAAAAUAAGAAACAACAACGACCAUAUCGACAGGAGAUUGUAUACUACCAUGCGCUUCUUAGUCUGUGUGGCGGCAUGUACAAAGCAAUGGGGGCUCUUACUAAAGACGGUCGUAUUCGUCUACCAACGUCCAAGUUUGACAACGAGGAGAUCCGUUACAAUCGACGAUUUUCCCCAUUUGUCCCGCUUACCAGCCCACCACCAGUUUCUUAUGCAGAGUUUAAGAACAUACGAGACCACAUGAUGCGUCCAAGCGUCGAGGAGCUGUAUGCGUUUGCAGCCAAGCAUUUUGACCAGGCCCGCAAUGUUCUGGAAUCCAUGCAGAAUCCUGAACAGGAGAUGCUAGACCUGUUGCAAAUUGCACGCACCAAUUUUGUGGUCAUGAAUGUCCUGGCCCAGGGCCAUCAGAAGGGUCUCAAGCGGCAGCCAGAAUUCGACUUCUCAAGGCAUAGCUAUUUUCCCAUAAUUAAGCUCAAAUAGCAUCGUGCUAAUGUAUUUAACAAACGGGAGUCUACAUCAUCUUUCUCUUGGAUUUGUCUAAUUAUUGCUGUUUCGUAAUUUACAAAUUAAAUUGUUUGUAUGCAUUUCUUCUAAGACUGUUUAUCGAC